CGUUAGUCAUAUCUAUGCACGUUUAAUCAGUUCCCCACUUCCUAGUCAGCACUUGAGCGUUGGCCAAGUGUUCACAUUAAACCUCCAAAUGGCUAAGCAGUUUCAGUUUGUUGGUAGCAAGCCAAUCGCACAGGUGGACUCAAAUUGAAUAAUGUUCACUAGCAAAUAUUUUUGGCUAAUUGCUGGAAUUUUGCUGAUUGCAGCAAUUGGCAAUGGACAAGCGGAAACAUUUCCCUGUAAAAUAAAAGAGGCCGAAUAUGGCAAGGUGUGUGUGUGUACGUCGGACUAUUGCGACUAUUUGGACAAUCCCAUCUUAACGAGUGACACAGAAUUCACCCUCAUAUCUAGUUCGAAGCAAGGACUUCGCUUUGCCACUUCCAGCGGAAAUUUUGGAACAGAGUCAAAGCAUAUUGUCGAUGAUUAUGAAGAACCUGCUGCUGAAACAAAUAAUGAUGAAUUUUUGACAGAGCUAUGGGAGAAUACUCUGGCCAGCGCCUUCACAGUGGAGUCAAGAGAAAGUGCAAUUACUCGAUAUGUGGCUCUGAAAUUAAAUCGGAGCACAACAUAUCAGACGAUUACCGGAUUUGGUGGCAGUUUUACUGGAGCAGUUUCCCAUAUAUUGGAGAACUUUAACAAUCAGGAUAUAGACAAUCAUCUCUACAAGUCCUUCUAUGGCGAAGAGGGAUUGGGAUUCAAUUUGAUGCGUACUCCAAUUGGAGGAUGUGAUUUUGAUUUGAGUCCUUGGUCCUAUUCAGAGGAGGAUGGCGACACUGAAUUAAGUGGCAUGGAUCAGCUAGAUGAACGAGAUGUAAUUCGGGUGGCUCAGAUGAAACGUUUAAUUGAGGUGUCGGGAGCCAAGAACCUGAAGAUCAAAGGAGCCGCCUGGAGUGCUCCGCCAUGGAUGAAGACGAACAACAAAUGGACUGGAUUCGGACGCCUAAAGCGGGCAUAUUAUCAAACUUGGGCCGACUAUCAUCUCAAAUGGGUGAAGCUGAUGGAGGAUAAUGGUCUGCCCAUUUGGGCCAUAUCCACGGGUAAUGAACCCCUAAAUGGAAUAUUUUUUAUGUUCUUUGUCAAAUUUAUGAGCAUGGGAUGGACGCCACAGACCCAGGCUAUAUGGGUCAACGAUUAUCUAGGACCUACCAUUCGCAAUUCUGCCUUCAAGGAUCUUGUAAUAUUCAGCAACGAUGAUCAACGUUAUUCAUUCCCUCAUUGGUUCAAAAUGAUGAACUACACACGCCCAAAUUCACUUGAUUAUCUCGAUGGAUUAUCAGUGCAUUGGUAUUGGGAUGAAAUAUUUGGCAACAGUUUUAUCGAUUCCACUAACAAUUAUAUUGCUGAUAAGUUGCUAAUCGUAUCUGAAUCAUGCAUAGGCGAUAAGCCAUGGCAAAAAGCAGCCCCCCUACUAGGCAGUUGGGAACGUGCCGAAAAAUAUGCCCGAGAUUAUUUGCAAAAUCUGAAGCUUGGAUUCCAUGGCUGGAUUGACUGGAAUAUUAUUCUGGAUGAGCAGGGUGGACCGAAUUAUGUGGACAAUACGGUUGAUGCUCCUGUCAUAGCCAAUACAACGACUUACGAAGAGUUUUAUAAGCAACCCAUGUUCUACGCCAUGGGACACUUUUCUAAACUUGUGCCAGAGGGAUCUGUUCGGAUUGAGGCAUCCCCAAGUAAUGUCAAUUUGGAUUCAGUGGCAUUUGAGCGACCUGAUAAGAAAAUUGCUGCCAUCCUUUUCAAUAGUGGACGAGCCGAUGUGGAUAUCACUGUGGAUGAUAGUGUGCGAGGCAGCUUUAUUGUCAAUGUGCCAGCCAAGUCGAUUCACACUUUGUUAUAUAGCUAAAAUACAAUGACCAAAAACUGAUGAGAUUAUAUAACAUUUUUAUUUACAGAAUUAGAGAAAUAAAAAGAUCAGUAGUAAAUAUUUUAAACUGAUCGUAAUUGAUCUAUAAACUGGGUAGUUAAAAUGCCAUUGACAAUUUAAUCAACUUGAUGAUUCUUGGAUUAAAUUGCAGGUGAUCAAUAUUUAAUAGCUUUAAUCAUAUUUUUUUUAUGGAUGUUAUGCUUUUCGUAUAGAAUAUUUAUAAUUCACUUUUAAAUAAACUAUGACAUACUUUGAUAUUUUUACUAAA
Messenger RNA from Drosophila willistoni, 2123 nucleotides. RefSeq names its product lysosomal acid glucosylceramidase. The transcript has 4 exons. Bases 152 to 1834 code for a protein of 560 amino acids. Gene Ontology annotation, molecular function: glucosylceramidase activity. Gene Ontology annotation, biological process: glucosylceramide catabolic process. The record is from RefSeq and is a predicted model, not a curated record. NCBI's taxonomy places the organism in Eukaryota, Metazoa, Arthropoda, Insecta, Diptera, Drosophilidae.